Messenger RNA from Neopelma chrysocephalum (saffron-crested tyrant-manakin), 2783 nucleotides. Its product is annotated as embryonic protein UVS.2-like. The record is from RefSeq and is a predicted model, not a curated record. The transcript is spliced from 11 exons. Gene Ontology annotation, molecular function: metalloendopeptidase activity; zinc ion binding. Bases 88 to 1518 code for a protein of 476 amino acids. Gene Ontology annotation, biological process: proteolysis. NCBI's taxonomy places the organism in Eukaryota, Metazoa, Chordata, Aves, Passeriformes, Pipridae.
UUUCCCAUAAAACUUGCCCCAAGUAAACUAACCACAACUUUGACAACUGAGCUGCAGAGCAGAGAAGAUCAUCUUGGAAACUUGAAAAUGAAAUACUUUCUUCUGCCAACUCAUUUAGCAUUUCUCUAUAGCUUUGCACUAAGUAAACCUGUCCAGAUAGCUACAAGAAACAAUGACUUAGGUAGUGAAAUAGCUGUGUAUGAAGGAGACAUCCUCUUGAGAAGAGGACGACGCAGUGCAAUUAACUGUGAGAGUUGUUUAUGGCCUAAGUCACAAGAUGGACUAGUCAAGGUUCCAGUUAACAUCUCUGCUGAUUUCUCCCUAACAGAGAGGUCUUGGAUUGCUGAUGCUCUGCAAGAGAUCUCCACACUGACCUGUGUGCAGUUUGUAAAUCGCACUACAGAAACAGACUACGUGUAUGUCGAACACGGGCAGAGUUGCUGGUCUUACUUUGGAAAAAUUGGAGGACGUCAAGCAGUAGGCCUGGUGAAAAAUGGUUGCAUGGAUAAAGGAGCAAUUCAGCAUGAAAUGAACCACGCGCUGGGUUUCAUCCACGAACAGGCACGGAGCGAUCGGGACAGAUUUGUCAAGAUUAUGUGGGAACACAUAGUGGCAGGGGAACAAGGGAACUUUGGAAAAAUGAAUUCCAGAAACCUGGGUCUUCCCUACGACUACUCUUCAGUGAUGCACUAUGGCGCGUACGAUUUCUCCAGCACUCCAGGGAAACCAACUAUUGUACCAGUUCCUGACCCCUCUAUACCCAUUGGGCAGAGAGAAGGGCUGAGUAACUUGGAUGUAGCCAAAAUCAACAAGCUCUACAAGUGCAAUUGCUGUAGCUCUGUGUUGCCUAAAUCCAAAGGCUCAUUCUCCUCUGUCAAUUACCCAUCUCCGUAUCCGAACAACAGCAACUGUCUGUGGUUGAUCCGCAUCCGUCGAAGUAAGGUUUUCCUGCAGUUUGAGGCUUUUGAUCUUCAACCCUCCCCAGACUGUUCUUCUGACUAUAUAAAAAUUUACAAUGGAAACAGCAGGAAUUCCCCUGUCUUGCUGGACAAGUACUGUGGGAAGGGUCCAUUGCCCUCCUUAGUGGCAUCUGGAUCAACAAUGCUGGUAGAGUUUGCAAGUGAUGAGAGCAUUACAGCCACAGGAUUCAGAGCCUCCUACAACAGGGUGAAUUGUGGAGCCACUUUCAGAGAUUCAAAUGGAGUCAUCACUUCUCCAAACUACCCUAAUAAAUACCCCAAAAACAGAGCAUGCUUCUGGAUCAUCAGUUCUCCAGUAGGAUACAAGAUAUCUCUCAAAAUGUUAUCCUUUGAGCUGGAAUAUAGUGACAGAUGCACCUACGACUACUUGCUCAUACAUGAUGGAAGCCAACCUACAUCACCUGCAGUUGGCCCUUACUGUGGGACAGAGAAGGUUGCAGACUUUACUUCCACUGGGAACUUUGUGCUGGUUGAAUUUCACAGUGAUAUAGUUUGGGAGUUGCCCGGAUUUGUGAUGAGUUAUACAUUUGGUAGGUAAGUCCUAUACAGAUGGGGGUUGAAAAACACAGAAUGAAAAUAAGAGUCCAGCUAGCCAAAGGUAAAAGUCAAAAUGCCACCAAUUUCAGAAAAAAAAUAUAGCUCCCUGAUACCUUUCACAAGCUUGAAGCUUGAUCUCUUAGUCUUACGUCUGCAGUGGUGUAAUUUGCAUGGUGAAUCAUGGACAGAAAUGUUCCUGCCCAUGGGAUGCUUCUGUCUAGAUUGUAGGCUUUUUGUUUUACUAAUUCCAUUGCUGGUGUUGCAUGGCCAAAUACAAUAGCAGAGCUGAAACUAUGUAAACAGAUUUUCAACAACUUCUAGUGGUAGAAACUCUGCCCAUAAAAAAAAUCCAGAAUAUGGCUACGUAGCAACUUUAGCCUGUAUUCUGGUAAAUGUUAUUACCCAACCCUAAUGUGCAUUCCAGCAUACAUACAGAAAAACCUUCAGACACAUACUUAUUUAUGCUUUGAAGCCAAGAUCACUUACACAGUUCCUAUAAGCACCUGAGCUUAGCCUGGAAAUCACCAUUUUACAGUGAAGGUGCAAACUAGGAUGAUUGUACAGCAUCUCAACUUGAAGAAUUGCACUACCCUCUGUGAGAUGAAUGAGGUCAGGGAACAAAUUUAAUUUAAGAAACAGUUAAGAGUGGCAGGAACAAGCAGUGAGGGAGAGGAAAUGGAGUGAAGCACCUAUUGUUGCCACUUUGCUGUGGCCUGAGUCAGGUAUUGAAAUUGUCCAUGGGGUAUUACCAAAAUACUUUUUAAAAAUGAGGCCUGAAAACUUAAUGCAAAGUGCAUUUAUUGAAUGUUCUCUUUGGAGAACAUUUUAGGUGUGAAGUACCUUGUCUGUAGAGAGAAAUCUUCCUCCUCUGAGAAGACAGCUGAAGAGGAGAAAGAAAUCACCACCAUAAACAGCUAGCACUUUGCCUUGAUUUGAUGUAUUCAGAAUUGAAUGCUAAUGCCAAACUGAGAUAUACGAAAAUGUAAUAAAUAAUAAAAGUUUUUGCUGAAAUUAUGCUUUUGUGAAGAAGAGCAUGUGGAAAAUGCCAAUUUGCUUUCCUGGUGCUAGGAAGGCAGCCAAGAAAAUUUUGAAUUAUGAUGACUUUUUUGUGUGUGUGUGGUUUUGUUUUUUUUUUUUUAAGAUACUGUAAUGUCUUGCUUUUUAAGCACCAGCUAAUUUUCACCCACAGAAGACUGAUAAAUUAUGGACAUCAGGGUCUAGAGCUCGCAUCAUGGUAGGAAAGUGCAUGCAUAGCAGGCAACAAAU